Molecule: messenger RNA, 2565 nt
Organism: Nakaseomyces glabratus
Lineage: Eukaryota; Fungi; Ascomycota; Saccharomycetes; Saccharomycetales; Saccharomycetaceae
Gene: RFC1
Product: replication factor C subunit 1
Biological process (GO): DNA replication; DNA repair
Cellular component (GO): DNA replication factor C complex; nucleus
Molecular function (GO): ATP binding; DNA clamp loader activity; ATP hydrolysis activity
Source: RefSeq, a predicted model, not a curated record
AUGGUAAAUAUUACUGAUUUCUUUGGCAAGCAGAAGGGAGCCACGCCGAAGCGUAAAGUGGUGAAGAAACCCGAAGUUAUCGAUCUGGAUGAUGACGAUGAUGACAUUUUGGGAGCCAUUGUCGAUGAACCAGAGGAGCAAGAAACUAAGCCCGCUGAAACUAAGAAAGAAAUUCCAGUUAUAGAGAAGAAACAAUUGCCUACAUCACCCCCAGUAGUAGAGAAGAAAGCUAUUGUCGCGAAGGAAGAAGCUAAACCUAUAGCGAAACCAGCAACUCCAAAGUCCAAUAAACCAGUUACAGCUCAAGAUGUACUUGAUAGUAUACCCAGUUUAGACUUGAAUACUGUACAUGUUAAGGAAAAUGCAACUUUUGACUUUAGACAAUCCAAGCAGCAAUCGAAUGACAGCGGGAUGGCCAUGGAUGUGGAUAUACCGGAAGGCCAAGAUAAUUGUCUACUAGGACUUACGAUUGUAUUCACAGGUACACUUCCUAGUAUUGAGAGAGGAGCGGCUGAGAAUCUAGCGAAACGGUAUGGUGCCCGUGUCACCAAAUCAAUUUCUAAGAAGACAUCCGUUGUGGUACUUGGGGAUGAAGCAGGUCCAAAGAAACUUGAAAAGAUCAAGGACCUUGGAAUCAAGGCUAUUGACGAAGAAGGAUUCAAGCAGUUGAUCGCAGGUAUGCCAGCAGAUGGUGGUUCUGGAGAUGCUGCAGAGAAGGCUAAACAAAAACUUGAAGAGCAAGAGCGUGAAGCUAUUAGACAAGCUGAGGAAAUGGAUAGAGAGGAGAAGCAGAAAAAAAUGGCGAGAGAGCGUGAGAUGGCGAAAUUGAAAAAGCAAAAUCCUAAUAGUAUCACCACGACAAGGGAGCCAGUCAGGGAGCAGGAUAAACUUUGGACGGUAAAAUAUGCUCCUACUAGUCUACAACAAGUGUGUGGGAAUAAAACCAGCGUUAACAAACUGAAAACAUGGCUGAGUAACUGGGAGGCGAACAAAUCUAAUGGUUUUAAAACCCCGGGUCGUGAUGGAACUGGUAUAUAUAGAGCAGCUAUGCUAUAUGGGCCUCCUGGUAUAGGUAAAACUACAGCAGCUCAUUUGGUUGCCAAGGAGUUAGGAUAUGAUGUUUUAGAACAGAAUGCAUCAGAUGUUCGUUCUAAAAGUCUGUUAAAUGGUGGGGUCAAGAAUGCUCUAGAUAAUUUCUCCAUUGUUGGUCUGUUACAGAAUGAUAAGACUGCCAAUUCAAAUGGAACGAAAUUCGUCAUAGUUAUGGAUGAAGUAGACGGUAUGAGUGGUGGUGAUAGAGGUGGUGUUGGCCAAUUGGCACAAUUUUGUAGGAAAACAUCUACCCCACUAAUCCUGAUAUGUAACGAGAGGACUCUACCAAAAAUGAGACCAUUUGAUCGAGUUUGUCUAGAUAUUCAGUUCCGUAGACCUGAUGCCAAUAGCAUAAAGGCAAGAUUGAUGACUAUCGCAGUGAGAGAGAAAUUUAAACUGGAUCCAAACGUUAUUGACAAGCUUGUACAAGCUACAAGAGGUGAUAUUAGACAAAUUAUCAAUCUUCUUUCAACAGUCUCAAAGACAUCAAAGACAAUAAAUCAUGAAAAUAUCUCAGAGAUCUCAGCUGCCUGGGAAAAGAAUAUUGCUUUGAAACCUUUUGAUAUUGCUCAUAGACUCCUUGAUGGUAGUAUUUAUACCGAACUAGGAUCACAGAGAUUUUCUUUAAAUGAUAAAAUUAUGUUAUAUUUUGAUGAUUUUGAUUUUGCGCCAUUGAUGAUACAGGAAAAUUACAUUCACACCAGACCAUCUGUCUUGAAGCCAGGUCAAAGUCAUCUACAGGCUGUGGCAGAUGCUGCGGAGAGCAUUUCACAGGGUGAUCUUGUUGAAAGGAAAAUUAGGAGCAGUGAACAACUCUGGGGAUUGUUACCUCUUCAUGCAGUUCUUUCAUCAGUACGUCCAGCAUCAAAGGUUGCCGGGCAAAUGGCUGGUAGAAUUAACUUCACAACAUGGCUGGGUCAAAACUCAAAGAUGGGUAAAUAUUACAGAUUACUACAAGAACUUCAAUAUCAUACCCGCCUGAGCACAUCAGCAAAUAAGUUUGGAUUUAGGAUGGAGUAUAUGCCACUACUGAAGAAAAGGUUAUUGAACCCACUUGUCAAGCGGGGCUCUGAUGCCAUAAGUGACGUUAUCCAAUUGUUAGACGAUUAUUACUUAACUAAGGAAGAUUGGGAUAUCAUAAUGGAAUUCAUGGUAGGACCUGACAAUACUGACGCCAUCAUAAAGAAGAUACCAACAGCUGUCAAAAGUGCAUUUACAAGAAAGUAUAAUGGUAUGACACAUCCUGUGGCAAUCUAUAGGACUGGAUCUUCCGUUCCUGUUUCGGGAGGUUCCAGGGAGACACCAGAUUUCGAAGACGUUGUCGACGCCGAUGAUGCAGUACCCGCUGCUGAGGAGGAUACUCAAGACGAUAAUGAUCUCAAAAAAGACAAAUUAAUUAAACAAAAGGCUAGACCCAAGAAAAGAGCAGCUCCUGCCAAAGGAGCAGCCAAAAAGAAGAAGCAAAAGGUUUAG